Molecule: messenger RNA, 3180 nt
Organism: Solea senegalensis (Senegalese sole)
Lineage: Eukaryota; Metazoa; Chordata; Actinopteri; Pleuronectiformes; Soleidae
Exons: 6
Coding region: 317-3154 (945 amino acids)
Molecular function (GO): calcium ion binding; protein binding
Source: RefSeq, a predicted model, not a curated record
CGGUCGGGAAAGCGACGGGUUAAUUUAAGACUAGGAGAAAAACCUGUUGCCAAUUAGGACCAGUGAGCGCCACAUGUAGGCUGUAGACGGAGCUGUCUCCAGAAGGGGCAAAGGGGGCAGAAACCGCAGUGCACGCAAUGGAGACGAACUGAAUAUCUUAACAAUCAUUUCUUCAAGUUAAUUUGUCAUUUACAUUAGUAACUCGAGUGUUUUCGUCUUAGUGACAUGAUCAAGUGAGAUCUUUAGGAUUAAUGCGCAAAAAGACCACACUUCUCACGUGGUCUCGUUCCAUUUUUUUACCUUUCAGCGUUGCAACAUGGCAAGCAUUACUACUUUGUUUUUAUUCUGUCUGACAUCCAUACUCGGAACAGGCACUGUUUCUGAGAUCUGCCGCGGGACGCACUGUUUCUCUGGACAGGACUGGAGCAGACCGUGCGUCGGAGCGCACUGCCAGCUGGGGCGCACAGAUCCAGCAGCUCAGGCUCGAAGAAAGAUCCAUCACUCUGCGCAAUCCGCACAGGGACAAGUCUACCCGAGCUACCAACGGGAUGCUCAUUACAUUCAUCAACAAGCUCAGAGCGCACCGUUAGCGCCGUACAUCAUCCACCCGCCACAGACAGACUUUGCGCAACAAGCGGGUGCAGAUGGAACCAGGAGGACGAACCCCAGGACCAUCACGGCGGAGGUGUUUCAUCCAGGCUGCGCUGGAGGAAGCUGCCCGACUACUGUUUCUCAUCGCCAAACGAACGAUGACAGUGCAACGCGGGAGUGCAAAGGGAUUGGAUGUAAACUGCCGCUGCGGAUGCGCCAGACACCCAGCAAGCCUUGUGUCGGGAACGGUUGCGGUUCUUACGGAGAAGACGACGGGAGAGAGAGCUCUUCACCGGUGCACGUGACCGACAGAGCCGCUCAGUUUUUGGAUGAGCUUCCAGACUUUGGGUCGGAACGAGGCGCAUGGAUACAACUGGCAUGUGACGUGAAACCAGGAAACAAUGAGCUUCCCUCAGAAGACGCUCUGGUGCUGCAGCUGCAGCUGUCAAAGAGCCAGGACAAGCUGGUUGAGGCCCUCAGGGGCCAACAGGACGAAGUUAAGGAGCUGCAGAGGCUCCUGGGUGAGCAGCAGGGGACGCUGGUCAACCAGCAGAGAGAGAUCCUGGAUCAGCAGAGGAGGAUGUUCGAACAGAUGGAGCAAGUGAAAGCCCAGUACAGCAUGAUGAUGGACAGCAUGAAACAAACAUCUUUCCAGAACCUCCAGGGAGAUGUGGACAGUCACACGGAAACUCUGAGUGGGCAGGUUCGAGCCCACCAGGCACAGCAGGCCCUCUCUUUACACAAGGUGGACAUGGACGCCAGUGUGAUGGAGGUGGGUCCCUCUCUGAUGGCGUGUGGCCCCUGCAGUCCUGAGGAGUACUGUGGCUUCAGCAGCGGUCGUCCUCGCUGUGAGAGGUGCACCGUCUGUCCCGCUGGCUUCUUCCUGGUCGCUCAGUGUUCAGUCCAUGCAGACAGAAUCUGCCAGGACAGAGACGAGUGUCUUGAAAUAGCUAAUCUGUGUGGAGAUCAACAGAAAUGUCUCAACACACCAGGUGGAUUCAGGUGCCAGGGCAUGACAGAGCGAGAUGCCAGCUCAGGAAUGUGUGGCCAUGACUACUUCUUCAACUCGGACAUGGACGAGUGCCAGGCCUGUACUGAGUGCGACAGUGAAUCUGUAACAUCCUCCUGUAGCUUCACCACAGACACCAUCUGCUCAGGCCCUGCUGUUGAUGACGGUGCGCUCUCUCUGUCCUGGGCUGGAGAUGUGAGUCUGCCGGGGCCAAAGGGCAAGGAUCUGGCACAUGCCUUCCACGGUGUGCAGCUUCGCAUCCAAGGAAAAGGUGAUGUAGGUGUAGUGUCGCCUGAGGACGGGCGUCUGGUGCUCAGGCAGCAUGGUCUGGUCUGGCUGGAUGAGAAUCUGUCAGUGAGUCACGGCUGCCGCAGCUUUAUCCAGGUGUGUCUGCGUAUGAAUAACACUGAUGGUUCUGGUCUGGACCUCAGCGGUGUUAGAGUGGAGCAGCGGGAUGGAAGGUCACUCCAGAGCGUCAGCAUCAGCGGGGUAGCAGAGGUCGCUCCAGGUAAUGCAAUCUCCCUGUUCCUCCGGAGUGCCAGCCAACACUGUAACCAAAGCAGAGAGGGUCUGGAGCUGUACGACUCUGUAGCAACUCCGUUCAGCCUCCUGUGGCUCUCCCAUGACACUGGGGCUGUUGCCAUGACAGCGCAGGCAAUGGUGUCCGCACACUACCACACAAACUAUCGCCCAGUCUUCCGCACUACCUCCACCUCGGACGCUUAUGUAGUGGGGUUGACUCAUGAUGGUCGUGGUAUCCGUUUUGCUGAAAGCGGUACAGUUCGUUUUGUCUUCCAACAAGCUUUGUACUCCAUGGGCCAGGCCUGUGUGAGCGAAGGAUUCCAGCUGCUGGCAUACAUCAGUCGCAAUGGAACGGGCUCGGAGCUGUGCCGCACCUUCAAACCGGGCGUUCACUACCGGGACACGUCCAUUUCUCUAUCUGGAGCAGCUAAAGUUGAUCCCGGAGACACACUGGCCUUUGAGAUCCUCUCACCCGCACAGUGCAACGUCCGUUUCUUUGGUGAUGAGACAGGCAUUAGCACCUUCAGUUUGGUCUGGGUCCCCAUUGCCAUUUCUUCCUCUUUGUCUGCCUCCGUUGCCAACACUGGCCUUCCUUCGGGAGCUGUUCGGAACAAGCCACUCUUUUUCCGCCAGACCAGCCCUCAGGUGUCACAGAUGGGGCUGCUCGGGAAGGGACCCACAGAACAGAGACGGGAUUUUGUCUUCCGGGAGAGUGGUACAGCCAGUGUGGCUCUGGAUCUUAAACUAAUCCACUCCUGCAACUUGGUUAAGGUGACUCUGCUUAUGCGAAGUGAUCCAGAGGAGUCAAGACGAGGCAGGGAGGCAGUCACUGCUCGGCCCAUCCCUGUGGCCCAGCAGGUAGAUGGUCAGAUGGCAGAGGGAAGCCAGUGGGCGAGUGUGAGCCUGCGAGCGUCCUUCCAGGUUCAUAAUGGCACAGUAGUGUUCUUCACACUGGACUGUGUUCGUGGACGAGUCAACCAAAUCAGCCAUCAGACAGGAAGUGAGAUAUCAGUCCUUUGGGUGGCAGCGUGAUGAAAGAAAGACAUAAUGUUGAUAUG